Molecule: messenger RNA, 792 nt
Organism: Brassica oleracea var. oleracea
Lineage: Eukaryota; Viridiplantae; Streptophyta; Magnoliopsida; Brassicales; Brassicaceae
Product: probable protein phosphatase 2C 74
Exons: 4
Coding region: 1-792 (263 amino acids)
Biological process (GO): protein dephosphorylation
Molecular function (GO): protein serine/threonine phosphatase activity
Source: RefSeq, a predicted model, not a curated record
AUGGUUCAGACACUGUUGACCUCAAUUGUUAAGGCCUACAGAUUCAUGGACAAGGAAUUGAAGAUGCAAGUGGAUGUUGAUUGCUUUUGUAGUGGUACUACUGCAGUUACUAUGUUUAAGCAGGGUCAACAUCUUGUUGUCGGAAACAUUGGGGAUUCAAGAGUAGUAUUGGGUACGAGGAAUAAAGAGAAUAAACUUGUUCCUUUUCAGUUAACUGAAGAUCUCAAACCAGAUGUUCCAGCUGAAGCAGCCAGGAUAAAGAGGUGCAGAGGACGUAUAUUUGCUCUCCGGGAUGAACCUGGGGUUGCCCGCCUCUGGCUUCCUAACCACAACUCACCUGGUCUGGCCAUGGCGCGUGCUUUUGGAGAUUUUUGCUUUAAGGACUUUGGUCUCAUUUCUGUGCCUGACGUGUCUUACCGACGCCUCACUGAGAAAGAUGAAUUUCUUGUCUUGGCAACUGAUGGGAUUUGGGAUGUAUUGACGAAUGAAGAAGUAGUGGAGAUUGUAGCGAAAGCACCAACACGUUGCACAGCUGGUCGAGCCUUGGUGGAAGCUGCAGUGAGGAAUUGGAGAUGGAAGUUCCCCACUUCAAAAGUCGAUGACUGCGCUGUAGUUUGCCUUUUCCUUGACUCGAAACCAGACAAAUUAUCAACUGCUUCUUUCUCAGUGGAUAAACACAUCAGCAAUGGCCUUACUGAACCUAAUACAACAUCAACGUCAACUCCAGGCUCGGGAACCGUAUCACCUGAGCUCAAUGGUGUCGAAGAGUCGACAGAAUCGACACACUCGUGA